CUUUUUUACAAGUGUCCAUCUAUUUAUCCACAUGCCAGCCUGUAAAGAGAUUAUGGACGACAUAGAGGACAUUAUUGGUUCCAACGAAGUCACACCGUCUGAAAGAUUUAGUAACAAACAACAAGUUGUGCCGAAAGUCCGUCUCAGAAAAAAGAAGAGGAAAGAUGUCGACGAUGAAACCGGCAGCAACACCAACAGCAAUCAGUCGUCGGCGGCUGACAUCAAAACAUCAACAAAUGGGCAGGAAGAUGAAGAUGAGUUUGAUCAUAAAAGUAUCAUCCCCGGUACUCAGAAGAUCUAUGUGAAGACUUGGGGAUGUUCCCAUAACAAUUCAGAUGGGGAGUACAUGGCCGGCCAACUGGCAGCAUAUGGUUAUCAAAUAACAGGUAACUCCCAGGAAGCUGACUUAUGGCUCCUCAACAGCUGCACCGUCAAAAACCCUGCUGAGGAUCAUUUCCGCAAUGAUGUGAAACACGCCCAGCAGCAAGGCAAACAGCUGGUGGUCGCUGGGUGUGUCCCCCAGGGUCAACCCAAACUGGGCUACAUCCAUGGAGUGAGCAUCGUUGGGGUGCAGCAGAUUGACAGGGUGGUGGAGGUCGUUGAAGAAACCUUAAAAGGGCACACUGUGAGACUUUUGAAACAAAAGAAGAAAGAUGGAAAGAAGAUUGGAGGAGCAGCGUUGGAUCUUCCUAAGAUUAGAAAAAAUCCACUGAUUGAGAUUCUUGCUAUAAAUACUGGGUGUUUAAAUCAAUGCACAUACUGUAAGACAAAACAUGCUCGAGGGGAACUUGGCAGCUAUCAUCCUGAUGAACUGGUUGAGCGCGCAAAACAGUCUUUCCAAGAGGGAGUGUGUGAGAUUUGGCUGACGAGCGAGGAUACAGGAGCCUAUGGUAAAGAUAUAGGUGUAUCUAUCACAGAGCUAUUAUGGCAACUGGUUGAAGUUAUUCCAGAGGGGUGCAGGAUGCGUAUUGGAAUGACCAACCCUCCAUACAUUCUGGAGCAUCUUGAGGAGAUGUCGAAGAUCUUAAAUCACCCGCGAGUGUAUUCUUUCCUGCACGUACCCGUACAGUCAGGAUCUGACAAUGUGCUACUGGACAUGCGCAGAGAAUACAGUGUUGCAGACUUCAGAAGAGUUGUGGACUUCCUGAGGGAAAGGGUACCAGGCAUUACCAUAGCAACAGACAUCAUUUGUGGAUUUCCAACUGAAACUGAUGAGGAUUUUGAAGAAACGAUGAGACUAGUGGAGGAUUAUAAAUUCCCCUCGCUGUUUAUGAACCAGUUCUUCCCUCGGCCAGGUACCCCCGCUGCUAAGAUGCCACAAGUACCUGCACAAAUGAAAAAGGCAAGGACAAAAAAGCUGUCGAUAUUGUUCCACAGUUACCGAACGUACGACCACAAAAUUGGACAGACCCAGCAGGUCCUAGCUACAGAGGUGUCACAUGACAAGCAGUAUUACGUUGCACAUAACAAGUGCUAUGAUCAGGUGCUUGUACCAAUGAAGGAGGAAUACAUGGGUAAGAUGAUGGAAGUGACCAUUGUAGAGACGGGUAAACACUUCUUGAAAGGCGUCUUAGUGAGUGAAGCGGACGUCGUUACACCAUCGAUAGCCAAACCCCUAGAACUUGGCCAAGUAUCAGGCUUACCACAGAUCCUGCAAGAGGAGCCGGCAGAGUCUUGGCCUUGGUUACGGAUCACUCUGUUCAUUGUCGUGCUUGCUGCCGUCCUAGAUCUGGCAAGACUUCUUCUCUACUACUUCCUGUAUACUGGAGAUUGAAUCACAAACAUCCAAAACAAAGACUCUGUAUAAAGUAUCACAUUUGGGGUGGAUUUCACAAAGAGUUAGGACUAGUCUUAUCUCGAGUUAGGACCAGUUACUCGUCCUAACUUAGGACUAU
This is a messenger RNA of Asterias rubens (European starfish), 1895 nucleotides long. RefSeq names its product threonylcarbamoyladenosine tRNA methylthiotransferase-like. Gene Ontology annotation, molecular function: tRNA (N(6)-L-threonylcarbamoyladenosine(37)-C(2))-methylthiotransferase activity; 4 iron, 4 sulfur cluster binding. Gene Ontology annotation, cellular component: endoplasmic reticulum. Bases 32 to 1774 code for a protein of 580 amino acids. The transcript has 12 exons. The record is from RefSeq and is a predicted model, not a curated record. Lineage: Eukaryota; Metazoa; Echinodermata; Asteroidea; Forcipulatida; Asteriidae. Gene Ontology annotation, biological process: tRNA methylthiolation.